AUGAGUUAUAAUAAUCCAUACGAAGAAGAAAAUCCAUAUGCGGAGAACUAUGAAAUGAAUGGUAAUAAUAAUAAUCAACAACAACCUUCAUCUUCAGCUCAUUUACAAUCACAAAAUGGUAAUCAAGGUGAUUUUGUACAAUUUAUGAACAAAAUUAAUGAAAUUAAUGAAAAUUUAGAUAGAUAUGAAACUAUUAUUAAUAAUAUUGAUUCAUUACAUAAGAAUUUAUUAACUCAAGUCAAUGAAGAACGUGAAAUAGAAGUUAGACAUCAAUUAGAUAAUUUAAUAUCUCAAGCAUCAAAUUUACAAUAUCAAUUAAAGACAGAUAUUAAAUUGGCUCAACAAGAUGGUUUACAUGAUUCAAAUAAACAAGCUCAAGCAGAAAAUUCAAGACAAAGAUUUUUGAAAUUAAUUCAAGAUUAUAGAAUUAUUGAUUCAAAUUAUAAAGAAGAAAACAAAGAACAAGCCAAGAGACAAUAUAAAAUUGUUCAACCGGAAGCUACUGAUGAUGAAGUCGAAGCUGCAAUUAGUGAUGUUGGUGGUCAACAAAUCUUCUCUCAAGCUUUGUUAAAUGCUAAUAGACGUGGUGAAGCAAAGACUGCUUUAGCUGAAGUUCAAGCAAGACACCAAGAAUUAUUAAAAUUAGAAAAGACAAUGGCUGAAUUGACUCAAUUGUUUAAUGAUAUGGAACAAUUAGUUAUUGAACAAGAAGAAAACAUUGAAGUUAUCGAUAAAAAUGUAGAAAAUGCACAACAAGAUAUUGAACAAGGUGUUGGUCAUACUAAUAAAGCUGUGAAAAGUGCUAAAAGAGCAAGAAGAAAUAAAAUUAGAUGUUACAUUAUUUUGUUUUUGAUUUUCGCUGUUGUUGUUGUUGUCGUCGUUGUACCAUCUGUUGUUGUUACAAGACGUAACUGA
Molecule: messenger RNA, 915 nt
Organism: Maudiozyma barnettii
Lineage: Eukaryota; Fungi; Ascomycota; Saccharomycetes; Saccharomycetales; Saccharomycetaceae
Gene: SSO1
Product: syntaxin
Exons: 1
Coding region: 1-915 (304 amino acids)
Biological process (GO): intracellular protein transport; exocytosis; vesicle fusion
Cellular component (GO): endomembrane system; SNARE complex; plasma membrane
Molecular function (GO): SNAP receptor activity; SNARE binding
Source: RefSeq, a predicted model, not a curated record